Anisakis simplex (herring worm) is the source of this 1221-nucleotide messenger RNA. NCBI's taxonomy places the organism in Eukaryota, Metazoa, Nematoda, Chromadorea, Rhabditida, Anisakidae. The record is from the annotation of a GenBank genome assembly.
AUGACUUCCAUUCUAAACGGUCCAAUCACGGCAACUGUUGUUUUCACUGGUGUGCUGUUGAAUUCCUUAACCAUUUACGUGCUCCUUAAAAUGCCACAUCGUAGACGUGAACUACGGCAACGAGAAAUAGAUAACGCUCCAUCAGCCUCUCCUGCAACCACCAAACCUACUGUAAGAUCUCCAAAGCGACUGAAAUCUUCAUUAACUCUGCUCAGACGCAGUAAAUCGACAACGUCGUCAAGUAAUUCAUAUCCAGUAAUUUACACGUAUUUCAUUUGGUUGACAAGCACAGAUUCGGCACUAUUGGUGAGCGCCUUGUUCAUGUAUUCGUUACCAUCGUUGAUUGAUGAAUCGUUCACAAAUUACUAUGUGCGCUUCUUUCCGUUCUGUUAUGUGCUAAGUAAUGCCACAUUGACUGCGUCUGUAUGGUUGAUGUUUGUGAUGAUGUACGAUCGCUAUCGUGCUCUGUGCAGACCGUUACAUCAGCGCUUAUCACAAAGACACUUGCAAAAGCCAACCAGACGGAUUCACUGGAUUUGCAUGUGCAUUCUGUUCAUGGGCUUGAUCUAUUCACUUCCGAGGCUAUUCGAACUAGAUGUUAUCACGGAAGUAGUAAACGAUGAAGUGCAUAGAAAUGCGUCCUCUCAUUAUCUGAGUGCCCACACCGAGCAACUUCGUGUUGUACAAACGGCGUUGGUUAAGAGCUAUUUGUACAUGGUUGGCUAUCGUAUUGUGGGCGCUAUUUUAUUCUACUCACUUCUGCCUUAUGUAAUUUUGUCAGCCAUCUCAGCACGGGUCUCCUAUGCGGUUCAUCAGGCAGCGCUAAGGCGGAAAGCCAUUUGUAAAUCAUCGAUCGAUGUGUCGUUGGAACGACGAUCGUGCGAGUCCGAACGUAUUCUGCUGGCCACAAUGGCGAAAUUCCUGAUAUCAAGAUUGCUACCGACAGCGUUGGAUAUUACUGAGCAUAUUAUUGGACACGAAAGUUUUCUGAUUUCACCAACGAUCACAAUUGUUGUGGAUGUUUGUGAUUUGAUCGUUGUUCUAGCAAGUGCAGUGAAUUUUUUCAUCUAUUGUGCACUCUCGAGAACAUUUCGACGCUCGUUAGGUUUGUUGCACUGCUAUGUUCGUGUUCAUUCUCAUAUUACUGACUUAAGUUUCGCGUAUUCUACGAACAAUGUGUUUAUUAAUGAAGUACUGAAUACAUCCUUCUCAGGUAACUAA